UAUGGCCGUGCUAUUUAAACGGCCGUCUGCUAACAUAACACGAGGCGCCGGCGAAGUCAUGCACAAGUUCAUAAGCGUUUCUCCGUGACUUUUCUCGCAGCUACAGAAGAGCGACCUUACGUGCACCGGUGUUGGAUUUGUACGCGAGAGCUGCUGACUUCUGUGCUUUGCGUUACUGUUGUGUGGACGUUGUCCGAAGGGGCGCCCGCUGAUCCCGAGUGUUGUGGUUGAGCAGUCACCGCGAUGAAUCUCCGAGACGACUCGAAAAUUAGCAGCGCUCCCGAGGGCCUCCGGAGUGAGAUGUUUCGUCCGGAGGCGUUUCAAGAGAGCAGAAUUCUGGCGAACGAAACCGGCAUGGACCGCUUGAAGGCGAUGUUCGAUAUGAGUCGUGGCUUUGGACCAGAGCUGUCCCUGGUGCAGUCGGCAUGUAUAUACACUGCGUGCACAGGGGCCCUUAUCGGUGGAUGGAACUAUGCCAGGACUGCAAGGGAAAACUACAUACGCAAGAACCAAGGAACCACCUUCCUCAACCCUAAACAGGCAACGAGGGAGCUCCAAGAUACAAUGUUCCUGCAAUUCGGCAGGGGUGCCUGGAAACUUGGCUGGAGGAUGAUGGUCUUUUCAUCGCUCUACAUGACCGUUGCAGUGGCAGGGUUCACGUACAGAAAUAAAUUUGGCAUCACCGAGCAUGUUGCUGCUGGAACACUCGCAGGCUUCGUCUACAAACUCAACAUGGGUGUUCGUGGCUCACUUGUAGGCGCUGGGCUUGGAAGCCUACUUGGGUUUUUAUCGGGUGCGACGCUGAGUGUGACCACCAAGGUGAUGGGGGUUACAGUGCCAGAGUUUCGGUAUUGGCAGCAUGACUACUGGAUGCAGGAAUACAGUGAAAAGAAGGCGUUAUGGCAGAAAGAACAAGCAGCAAAAGGCUCGAAGUCAUCUUAAGUCCAGUGCAGAAAGCUUCAAGCAGAAGACCUUGUAUAGUUGUUUAGUUAGAAUUGUGUAUUAAAGGUUAUUGUACCCAUA
This is a messenger RNA of Dermacentor silvarum, 1023 nucleotides long. It is a transcript of the gene 140up, whose product is annotated as RPII140-upstream gene protein. Gene Ontology annotation, cellular component: mitochondrion. Lineage: Eukaryota; Metazoa; Arthropoda; Arachnida; Ixodida; Ixodidae. The record is from RefSeq and is a predicted model, not a curated record. The coding region runs from base 244 to 942 and encodes 232 amino acids. The transcript is spliced from 7 exons.